Loxodonta africana (African savanna elephant) is the source of this 3725-nucleotide messenger RNA. RefSeq names its product transmembrane protein 30B (gene CDC50B). The record is from RefSeq and is a predicted model, not a curated record. Lineage: Eukaryota; Metazoa; Chordata; Mammalia; Proboscidea; Elephantidae. The transcript has a single exon. Bases 840 to 1901 code for a protein of 353 amino acids. Gene Ontology annotation, cellular component: plasma membrane; endoplasmic reticulum; Golgi apparatus.
UCUUAACCUCUCCGGUCUUCGAUUUUCUUUUUUAAGAGUCAUUUUAGAGAAUUUUCCAUCUGUCUUAGUCAUACACCCUAACUGAGGAUUUGGACCUAAACAUAAUUUUUUAUUAAAAAAAAUAUAUGUUAGAAUUUAAAUGCAAGCAUUGAUUUUGAAACAGCAUUGACACGGUGUAACUUCCCGGGCAUUACGAUUUGUGGCUGGAAGCGGAAGUUAAAAGCGGUCCACAAGCUAACCUACAAAGACACGAGGGUCUAGAAUCACUUUUUUCCCCCCAAUUAAAAGAGAAUUAGCAGUCUGGUAUCUUCAAGCCUUCACUCUGCGGAACUUUCUGCCGGAGGCUACAGCUCCUAUGAUUUCGAGAAGGACCGGCCCAGGUGCAACUGUUAACUGAAAGGCGGAAGAGGAGGUGGAACCUGAACAAGGUAUGAGCCACUCAGAGGCAGCCCCGGGCCGCCACUUACCUCGGGGAGGAGGAGUUGGCAUUUGGACUGAGAGGAAACAGGAGCCGGGACCGGCCAGGUAAGGAGAGGAAGAGCCGGCGCACUCACCUCGGAAGGGGCGGAGCCGCAUCCGUGGGUUACCUGCAGGGCGGAGCCGGCUAGGAUAGCUUGGGCGGAGACGGAACUGAAGGGUCUGGUUACCACACGAAGAACCUGAACUAAGACUCACCGAGCGGGAGGCGGGGCCAGCGCAAGGACUCACCUGAGCCGGCGAGAAACCAGACCGGGUGUAGCCCCGGACUCACCCAACGCGGAGGGGGAGGUCCCAGCGGCAGGCCCCACCUGAGCGACCCCCCGUCCGUCAGUCCGUCGGCCCGUCCCGCGCUGGUCGCCAUGACCUGGAGCGUGACGGCGCGGGGCGCCCACCAGCCGGACAACACUGCGUUCACGCAGCAGCGCCUCCCGGCCUGGCAGCCGCUGCUGUCCGCCAGCAUCGCGCUGCCGCUCUUCUUCUGCGCCGGCCUGGCCUUCAUCGGCCUGGGCCUGGGCCUCUACUACACCUCCAACGGCAUCAAGGAGCUCGAGUACGACUACACCGGCAACUCGGGGACCAGCAAUUGCUCGGUGUGCGCCGCGGCCGCCGAGGGCCGCGCGCCGCCGCCUAGCUGCCAGUGCGCCUGGUACUUCUCGCUGCCGGAGCUCUUCCAGGGCCCGGUGUUCCUCUACUACGAGCUCUCCAACUUCUACCAGAACUACCGGCGCUACGUCGUGUCCCGCGACGACGCGCAGCUGAGCGGGCUGCAGAGCGCGCUGCGCCAGCCGAUCAACGAGUGCGCCCCCUACCAGUACAGCGCCGGCGGCCUGCCCAUCGCACCCUGCGGCGCCAUCGCCAACAGCCUCUUCAACGACUCCUUCUCGCUGUGGCACCAGCGCUCGGCCGGCGGGCCCUACGUCGAGGUGCCGCUCGACCGCACCGGCAUCGCCUGGUGGAGCGACUACCACGUCAAGUUCCGCAACCCGCCGCUGGUGAACGGCAGCCUGGCGCUGGCCUUCCAGGGCACGGCGCCCCCGCCCAACUGGCCCAGGCCGGUCUACGAGCUCAGCUCCGACCCCAACAACACCGGCUUCAUCAACCAGGACUUCGUGGUGUGGAUGCGCACGGCGGCGCUGCCCACGUUCCGCAAGCUGUACGCGCGCAUCCGCCAGGGCAACUACACGGCCGGCCUGCCGCGGGGCGCCUACCGCGUCAACAUCACCUACAACUACCCGGUGACGGCCUUCGGCGGCCACAAGCGCAUCAUCUUCAGCAGCAUCUCGUGGAUGGGCGGCAAAAACCCCUUCUUGGGCAUCGCCUACCUGGUGGUCGGCUCCCUCUGCAUCCUCACAGGCUUUGUCAUGCUGGUCGUCUACAUUCGCUACCAGGACCAGAACGACGACGACGACGACGAGGAGUAGUUCCUACUUCUUGCUAAAACUCUCUCGCAAGCUUCUUUUGGCCAUCUCCUCCUCCCUUCUCGCACAAUUCCAACCUUGCCUCCCUUUUCCGGUUCUUGGGAAUGAGAAGCCAGAGAAAGGAAUCCCACCGAAUUGGGGCUGCCAGACAUCCUCCCUGCGUUGUUCGGACUGCAGAGUGAAACAUCCUUGGACAUUUCCCCAUCAUUAGAUCCUUACAGUCUGUAACAUUUGAGAGCAGAGGGGAGUAGAGACUCCUUAUCGGAUGGAGAGACUGAGACCAUCCAAUAACGAGUUGUGUUCUUUUAGAUAACUCAUUCAAGAUCAAGCAGCUGCUUAUUGGUUCCUGACUCCUGAAUCUAGAGCUUUUGCCACUACAGUCCAGUGAUUUUCUUAUUCUUCCUUUCCUUUUUUGUGGAGAGGUGAGGUGGGGAGAGGAAGGGGAGGUGUAGAGUGAGGCCUACAGGUAACCUGCCAAGGCGUGGAGGGAUGGGGGAGAACACAUGGGCUUGGAGGCACCGUCCCCAGAGAUUCUGACGCAAUAAGGCUAGAGCCCUUGAAACUGUGUUUUAAUAAGCUCCUCUGGAGAGUCCUAUAUUCCUUCAAGCUUGGCAAUCACUGCCCUGACCAGGGAGCAAAUAGAAUACUGAUGUUUCCCCGUUUUCUCCUGUAUCUGAGGUUGAAACUGAAGCUGUUAAAACAGCCACCUAGUCCAGGCUUUCAGGCAGUAAUUCCUUCCUAGGGAGAGUGACAAUCACAGUUUUGCAGGUUUGGUUUAGCACAUCCCCUUGAACAUGUUGUGUGCCAUGGAGUCGAUUGGACUCAUAGCAUCCCUAUAGGGCAGAGUAGAACAGACAAGGUUUCCUAGGCUGUAAUCUUUAUGGAGCAGAUUGCCAGGUCCUUCUCCUGCCGAGUGGCUGGUGGGUUUGAACCGCCUACCUUUAGGUUAGCAGCCAGUGCUUAACCACUGCACCACCAGGGCUCCUUCCCUUGAACGCAGGAAGCUCUAACUGAUUUGUGGAAUGAAUAGGAAAAAAAAAAAUGCUAUCUCUAAUUGAAUUAGUUGUCAUACAAAUUUGCAGGGCAGGGUUUGUAUCAAUUAAUAUUGGAGUUAAAAAAAAGAAAAAAGCUAUACCAGGUACUGUGUAGAAAAUUGAAAAUUUUAACCUUAGAAUCAGAGAGUUGGAAGAGAUCUUAGAGAGAAAGUGACUUUCCUAAAGUCAUAUCUGCAUCUUCUGACUCCUGGCUCAGUUCUCCGUGCCAUCUGACUUUUUUAUAUGCUUAAAGAGAAAUGGUUUCAUUCAUACCUUUUCCCUUGGAUCAGAGAGAAAACUUUUUAAUUCAUGUUCUCAGAAGAAGGAUGUUUGUUUCCAAUAAUCAUGUUUGAAUGAAUGCUAAGGAGUAUAGAGUUUUAUAUGUAAACUGGAAUCUUGAGAAUUAUUUGAACCUCUGAGAUAAUUUUCAAAUCUGGACUAUUCUAUAGUCAUCCUAAUAUGUAUAAAGUUACUCUAAGAAGCAAUAAAAUAUUAAAAACAAAAUUUCCUUUCAUAGCAAAAUAACUUAAAGGAACUUAAAAAAAAAAAAAAACUCUGUGAUAUCAUCUUAACCAGUUUAUUUCCUGAAAGCAAGCAGUAUUUAGUGUUCUGUCAGACAGAAUUCUCCAGAACCUGCUCUCUAUUACAACUACUUUCCAGCAGUCCCUUACAACAUUUUUAGAACAUUCAGUCCAUUACUAUAAAAUCUUAAAUGAGACCAUGAAACUUAAGGUAUUCUGACUAAAAUACUGAAUAUGAUUCCAACCCCUUACUUUGAGUUACCAAAAGUGAA